GGCUGCCCACCACUGACAUUCAUUCAUUGCCUUAUCAUUCACUACAUCCACGUUUAUGCGCCGUCCACACCAUUCGCUGACGCAGCCGCCCCCCGCCCCCGACUCCCAUUCCUCCCACUAUCUCUGUCCGCAGUUCCCCAGGCCGUUCCCUCCCUGCCGCCGCUUUCUCUCCUGGGCGCGUCCCCGGCGAGCCGAGCCCCCUCCCCAGCCUGCGACUGCGCCUUAGGCCCCUAGCGCCCCGCCCCGCCCGAGAACCUGCGCUGAGGCUGCCCCACAGGGCGCAGGCCCCGACCCUCAGCGUCCACCGUCUGCUGCCUACAUCCGCCCGCCCGGCGUCCGACCCCUUCAGCGGCGACGGGCGGAGCUGGAGCCCCGGGCCUGGGCUCCAGGUGGGCUCCUGGGAGGGUGAUGAAGCAGGCCCUGGUGGACGAUACCGAGGAUGUGUCCCUGGACUUUGGAAACGAGGAGGAGCUGGCCUUUAGGAAAGCCAAGAUCAGACACCCCUUGGCCACCUUUUUCCACCUGUUUUUCCGAGUGAGUGCCAUCGUCACCUACGUGAGCUGCGACUGGUUCAGCAAGAGCUUUGUGGGCUGUUUUGUCACGGUGCUGCUCCUCCUGUCCCUGGACUUCUGGUCUGUGAAGAAUGUAACCGGAAGACUCCUGGUGGGCCUUCGAUGGUGGAACCAGAUAGAUGAAGAUGGGAAGAGCCACUGGAUCUUUGAAGCCAGGAAGGUCUCUCCGAAUAGCAUUGCUGCCACAGAAGCUGAAGCACGAAUCUUCUGGCUGGGCCUCAUAAUCUGCCCCAUGAUAUGGAUUGUGUUUUUUUUUAGCACCUUAUUUUCCUUGAAGCUAAAGUGGCUGGCUCUGGUGGUUGCUGGGAUCUCUCUCCAAGCUGCAAACCUGUAUGGCUACAUCCUUUGUAAGAUGGGAGGCAACAGUGACAUUAGCAAGGUCACAGCCAGUUUCCUGUCCCAGACAGUAUUCCAGACGAUGUUUCCCCUGACAAACGUCCUGCCCACCAAUCCCAUCUCGGCAGAGCUGAACUGUGGCAGAGGUGCAGGCUGGCAGGAAUGGAUGUGCCCUGGGCUGCUGCAAGCUCCUGUCCCCAAUCACAUCCAUUCAUGCAGCCCAACUGCCUCCAGGGGCCUCAGAGGGCAGCUCUCAUCACCACUUCUGGCCACUGCAAAAGCUGCCUGGCUGGUCCCGAACUCGUGGGCUCAAGUGAUCCUCCCAUCUCAGCCUCCCAAAGUCCUGGGAUUACAGGUGUGAAUCACUGUGCUGGC
Molecule: messenger RNA, 1283 nt
Organism: Gorilla gorilla gorilla (western lowland gorilla)
Lineage: Eukaryota; Metazoa; Chordata; Mammalia; Primates; Hominidae
Gene: TVP23A
Product: trans-golgi network vesicle protein 23 homolog A
Exons: 8
Coding region: 409-1269 (286 amino acids)
Biological process (GO): vesicle-mediated transport; protein secretion
Cellular component (GO): Golgi membrane
Source: RefSeq, a predicted model, not a curated record